Leptopilina boulardi is the source of this 1296-nucleotide messenger RNA. Its product is annotated as inosine-uridine preferring nucleoside hydrolase-like. The record is from RefSeq and is a predicted model, not a curated record. NCBI's taxonomy places the organism in Eukaryota, Metazoa, Arthropoda, Insecta, Hymenoptera, Figitidae. The transcript has 6 exons. Gene Ontology annotation, molecular function: hydrolase activity, hydrolyzing N-glycosyl compounds. Bases 165 to 1187 code for a protein of 340 amino acids.
CGAAUCACGUCAGUUGGCUAUGUGAGAAUGCUGCGUGCGCAAUGUCGUCUGCACGUCAACUAGCAGAAAUCUCAAUUGUUUAUACUAAUAAAUUAAUAAAAUUUCUUAAGUUAAACUUACAUUUACAAUAAAAAUCCUUUGGAACAUUAAAGAAAACACAGAUAAUGAAAAGAUUUCUUAUUUUUCUGGGACCUCUUUUAGUGUUCAUUUUUCUCUUAAGUUUGACUGAGAGCAAUGCUUCUAAUGUGAAAAAACCGAGAAAAAUAAUAAUAGACACCGAUGCAGGAGCUGAUGAUGCUGUUGCUAUUCUCUUAGCUUUAAAAUAUGAAGCAGCUAAUAAAAAUGACAUUGAUAUUAUUGCAAUUACUUGUACAUAUGGAAAUACUAAACGGGAAAAUGUUGAAAAAAAUGUUCUUAAAACUUUAAUCAUUGCAAAUAGAACCGAUAUUCCAAUUUAUGGAGGUGCAGAAUCGCCUUUAGUGAAACAUUGGGAAGAUAAUCAUUAUUUUGGUAUUGAUGGAUUUGGUGAUUUUCAUUUUGAUAAAAAAAUUCCAAUUUCCGUUAAUAGAUCCAAACAUGCGUCUGUUGCACUUAUUGAUUUAGUUAAAUCUAAUCCAAAUGAAGUAAGUAUAAUUGCACUUGCACCUCUUACGAAUAUUGCAAUGGCAAUUAAAUUGGAUCCAACUUUUAUUAAUUUUGUCAAAGAAUUCUACAUUAUUGGCUCGAGUAUCUCUGGUAUUGGAAAUGUGAGUCCAAAUGUUGAAUUUAAUUUUGGUGCUGAUCCUGAAAGUAGUUUUAUCGUAUUUAAUUCUUCAACAAAGCCUAAUAUUUUAAUACCAUGGGAACUCGCCUUGGAAUCUCCAAUUACAAAAAAAUGGCGAAAUAAUGUUUUUGGAGAACUCAAAUCAAAAGCAGUGAAAUUUUUAAAUCAAGCUGAAGCUAUUGUUUUAAUAAAUGCCGAUUCUUGGAUAUCAAUUGAUGCAAUAGUUAUAGCCACUUUUUGUUGGCCAAAUUUAAUAAAUAAUUCAUGGACAACAAAUAUUACUCCCGUUUAUGAUGGUGCUGCACAAGGCUCAGUUCUUGUUGAUUAUUUAAAUAUUACUGGAAAACUGCAUAAUGCAAAAAUUAUUAAAUCAUUUGACGUGGAACUUUAUAAAAAUAAAUUACUUCACUAUUUUCGAAAUUAAAUUAAAUGAUUGAAGUAAAUUUAAAUAAAAUUUUAAUACACAUGUAAAAAUAUAAAAGAAUUAUAUAAAUUGAAUUCAAAAAUAAUAAAUAAAUUUAUUAUUAAUUAAA